CUGUGAUUUGUUUUGACAGGUGCUGUUACUAUUUGCCGGUACUGUUGACAGCUGGUUUGAUUUUAACUGAAAAAAAAGAGGGAAUGAUGGAAAGGAUGAUGGUUUCUGGUAUUAAAUUCAGUGAAGUGUUAGUGUCUACAGUCAUAAUGCAAAUGAUAAUACACGUUAUACAAACGGCCAUAUCCAUGUAUGUGAUGUACAUAUACUUUGACAAUCCUUAUGUAGGAGAUCAUUUUCCCACAAUUCUCAUACUCAUACUUCUAGGAGUGGAAGGAAUGAUUUUUGGUUUCUUAAUCGGUGCUUUAUGCAAAGAUUUCAUAUUUGCCACGUACAUAGGCACUGGCAGUAACCUAAUGAUGUCGUUCACUUGUGGAUUGAUAUGGCCUUUAGAAGGUGCACACUAUUUACUGAAAUUCACUGGUCCUCUGUUUCCAAUGACUGCACCGGUCAAAGCAUUGCUGGCAAUAACCGCUAAGGGCUGGUCUUUCGAUUCUGAGCCUGUCUACAUGGGACUAAUAUCCAUAUUUGCGUGGUCAAGUAUUAUGAUCAUAGCCAUAUUCAUUACUAGCAGAUUAAACAAAGAUCUGUGGAUCUUGAGAAAAUAGGGUGAAGAUACGAAUUGGUUAUAUUUUGURUAAUUCAUGGAGCGUAUUUUUUGUCAUAAUAAUUGUAUACAGACGGACAUCGGGUAGUUUAUUCGAGUCCGAUUUUGUACUUAAAAUUGACCGUAAUGCAGUAUGAAUUAUUUAUUUUUAAUUUUGAUAGCAAAGCAAGCGAACUAAUUUCGGUCAUUCUAUACAUUGAACCCUAUAUGCCUAACUAUUUAAUACCGUAUAGYAUAUAUGGUCUAUAAUAUAUAUAUACAUCAGCCAUAUAAAUAUGACCGAUAAUAAAGAUAUGUUSUAUAAUAAUCGUAAACUGUAAUGGUUUACUCACACAUUUGUGAUUGGUAACAAAACUACGUGAAAAUAAUGGACAAUCUAAGUAAAUUGUAAAUUAUUUAACUKUGAAGUAUUGAAAAUAUUUAGGUGACUUGCUUUUUUAAAUAUUUAUUAUUGUUAAUAUUCUUGUAUUUAUUUCCUUUAUAAAAUAWAUAGGUGUAAU
Molecule: messenger RNA, 1104 nt
Organism: Diuraphis noxia (Russian wheat aphid)
Lineage: Eukaryota; Metazoa; Arthropoda; Insecta; Hemiptera; Aphididae
Product: ABC transporter G family member 23-like
Cellular component (GO): membrane
Molecular function (GO): ABC-type transporter activity; ATP hydrolysis activity; ATP binding
Source: RefSeq, a predicted model, not a curated record